Pantherophis guttatus is the source of this 1596-nucleotide messenger RNA. RefSeq names its product CD5 molecule (gene CD5). NCBI's taxonomy places the organism in Eukaryota, Metazoa, Chordata, Lepidosauria, Squamata, Colubridae. The record is from RefSeq and is a predicted model, not a curated record. Gene Ontology annotation, cellular component: plasma membrane. Gene Ontology annotation, biological process: T cell costimulation.
AUGCAUCGGAUGUGGUGGAACAGACUAAUGAGAUUCACGCACCUUCUAGGCUUUAUCCCACUAAUGUUGGUGGAGAUGUGGGAAAUGGAUUUGAGGCUUAAUGGUACAGGCUACAGAUGUUCCGGGUGGCUGGAGGUGCUUCAUGCAGCCACAUGGAAGAGGAUUGAUAGCAGAAAUUUUACACAGCAGAAUGCAGAACUUGCCUGUAGACAACUUGGUUGCUACUUACCCUUCGGGAUCUUGCAACCAUAUGUUGAAGAAUCGGAGAAGCACGAGACUUGCUUGAUGACCUGCCAAGGGAAUGAGACGGCUCUCAAGGACUGCAUAGCCUGUGAUUCCCAUGAUUACUUCUCUCUGGGUGUGUUCCUAGUUUGUCAAGCUCCUGUGCAAACCACCACAGUACUCCAGCCUACAACAGCACCAGUGGUGACCUCCUCAAAACCCUUUGAUCACCCAAGGACAAACAUUGAAGAAGGAACCUCCUUGUGUUCAGGGAUUUUGGAGCCAGAUGUUGAAGGCUACAAGAAAAUGCUUUGCCUGAGUUUACAAAGAUGGUGGAAUAAGCUGGUCUGCCAGGGAGUAAACUGUGAAAAUCCAGGACACAAGGAUCAGAACAGGGAAAAGUCACUGCACCACUGGGAGAAGCUGCAGUGUGAAAAAAGGAAUCUUAGCAUGGGUGACUGCUCAGGAAGCACACAAGAAUGCUUAAGCCUAACCCUGGUUAGAUGUUCAGAUCAAGAGUUGAAGCCCCAGAAAUCCAGUUCAGAGACUGUCUUAGGAAUCCUGCUUGGUCUUGUUCUUAUUGCUGUUCUUCUGAGUAUUUGUGCUCUUCCUACCUACAAAAAAAUUAUGAAAAAAUAUUCCAAGAAGAGACAGCAACAAUGGAUUGGCCCAAGUGGGGUGAACCAAAAUGUUUCAUUCCAUCGCAAGAGCUCUACUGCCCUCCAGACACGUCUUGAAAACCUAGUUGUUCAGGAAGAGGGGAAUAAAGCCUCCCAGAAAAUUUAUCUCUCACCCUAUGCAGCUCUGGAAGGGGCAACCAACAGAUCUUCCAGCCCUUUGGAUAACUCCUCUGACAGUGAUUAUGACUUAUGUUCCGCACAGCAGCUGUAAACUCUGUGAAGUAUGGAUGACACUCCUUUCUGUUCACCUGCAAUAUGGUGCUUAAGGCGGCAUUGAAGUGAUCCUGACUCCAUCCUCAGCUCACUGAAUGACUUCAGGCCGGUCACUCUCUCUCUCAGGCUUAAACAACUUCAUGGAGUGAUUGUGAGGAAAAAUUGAGGGGAAUCCAAUAUGUAAUGGUUUAAGCUUCUGAACAAAAGACCCAAUACAAAUCUAAUAAUGGAAUAUCCUUUGAAUGAAUAGUAAAUUCCAGGGGCAUAAUCACUGUAAUAAAUUUAAAACCAUUUUUUUUGAAAGGAAGGAAAUUGAUAUUUGUAAUAUAGAUCUUGGAUAGAUGAGAUUUUCCCUUAGUUUAUGAGUGGAUUCUUUAUCAACAAAAUGAAAAGAUGGAUCAAUAAUUUUCCCUAGGGUCAAAGUUUAAGACUUUGCUUAAAAAAUGAUUUGACUUUUUCUCUUUUUCCUUUCCUUUUUUUU